AUGAACACAGAGGCCAUCAACAGUUUGCAUCACAACGACCUGUUUGUUCCAGAAGAUGAGAGGGUGGGACUCAGUGUCAGAGCGCUUAAUGUCACAUUGAAUAAGAGGAGACCACAGAACUCUAAAGUUUCGAGGCUCAAGUUUUGGAAUAUAGGAUCUAAAUCAAAUGAGAAUGAGAAAGCUCAAGAAGCACAACAAGAUAUUAUAAAUGGUGAUGAUGCUGAGGUUCAACAGAGCGGUAAAAGAAUCUUGAAUAAUAUUAAUUUGGAUUUGCAAAAGGGCAAAGUGCUGGCUAUCUUGGGCUCAUCAGGUAGUGGUAAAACAACACUAUUAAAUACAUUGGCUUCUAGAAUGAGUUUUGCUAAAAAUUCAAGUAACCCUUUCCAUUUUGAAGGUAUGGUUCAAUAUUCACAAAAAAAUCCAAAUAUAUCUUAUUUAUUACAAGAAGAUUUAUUCAUGCCUGGAUUGACAGUAAGAGAAACUUUGAAAUUCACAGCUCAACUAAAACUUCCAAACUCCUCAAAUCAAGAAAUUAACAACUUGAUAAACUAUCUUUUUGAUAGUCUUGACCUUAAGAAAAUUGAAAAUACAAUUAUAAACAAUUUCAAUUAUAUUUCAACUUUAAGUGGUGGUGAAAAAAGAAGAGUUUCAUUAGCUAUUCAACUAUUGACAAAACCAUCGGUCUUAUUCUUGGAUGAGCCAACAACAGGUCUUGAUUCAAAUACUUCUAUUCAUUUGGUUCAAACAGUCAAAGAUCUUGCAGCUAAUUUUGGUAUCACUAUAAUAUUAACCAUUCAUCAACCAAGAUCUGAAAUCUUGGAUAUUGUGGAUGAAAUAUGUUUAUUAGCCCGUGGUGGUUCAAUGUUAUAUACAGGAUCUCUAGAUGAAGGUCAAAGAUAUUUUGAAUCAUUAAAUUUACAAAAUGAUGAUGGAUUAAAAUCUGAAGAAUCUAAUUUUGCGGAUUUUUUAUUAAGUAUUUCAUCAAUUGAUAAAACAAUGUCACAUGAAGUUGAAAUGAAAACUCAAGCUAGAGUUACAAAAUUAAUUGAACAAUGGAAACAAUCUCAAAUCUUGGAUUCAAAUAUAUCAUAUGAAAAUUCGUUUGAAUCCGGUACACCAAUUUUUGAUCAAUCUAAAACUCAUAAACUGCCAUUAUAUCGUGAAAUUUGGACUUUAGGUAAAAGAAGUGCACUACUUACUUUUAGAGAUCUACGAAGUAUGAUUGCCUUCCAAGGGCUUAUGACAAUUUUAGCUAUUGUUUGUGGCUGGGUCUUCUACAAACCAGGUGGUGAUUUAGCAGGUAUUCGUUCUGUAACUUCAACAUUAUAUGUUUGUUGUGAAGUUUUAGGGUUCACUCCAUUACUUUAUGAAAUUGAAAGAUUAUGUGCUACUGAUGGUAAAUUUUUCGUUAGAGAUUAUAAAGAAGGCAUUCAUUCUAUUACUGGAUUUUUAAUCGCAAGAAAGAUUGUUAAAUUAAUUCUAGAAGAUAUUCCAAUUACUUUAACUUGGUCUGUUAUAACUUUUUUCAUGUGGGGGUUGAAUGGAUCUAGUAAUUUUGGUAUUUAUUUUGUCAAUAAUUUUUUAAUUUAUUUAGUUGGUAUGGCUACUGCAAUCAUUUGUUUCAUGUUGGGGAAUUAUGAAUUUGGGCCAGCUUCAUUAAUUACAAAUUAUUUUUAUCAAUUACAAAAUUCUGCUUGUGGUUAUUUUGUUAAUUCUAAAACUAUGCCAGUCUACGUUAAAUGGACAAAAUAUUUGGCUAAUUUUUGGUAUGCUUUUGGUAGUAUGGUUUCUGAUCAAUUCACUGAUUAUGUUGGUGAUUGUCCAUAUGAAGAAGGAAGUGAAGCUUGUUAUGAAUACACCGGGGAAUAUGUUCUUGAUAAUCUAGGAUUCCCAAGACAUUGGUAUGCAACUCCAUUAGUGGUUAAUAUGUGUUGGUUUUUAGGGUUUUAUAUUGCUAGUGGGAUUAUAUUAUGGUAUCAAACUAGAAGAAAAGUUGUUAAAGUUGUCAAACCUAUUAAUUCCAAGAUUGAUCAUUUACCAACUAUUGAUGAAGAACAAUUUGCCAAAGCUAAAUCCAAUUUUAAACAAAAUCAAUAUGAUGGUGAAAUUAUUAUAACUUUGAAAGAGAUUACCUUAAGUUUAAAGAAAUUAUUCUGGAAAAAUAUGAUUUUCAGGAAACAUUUUGAAGGUAAACAAUUAUUGAAAAAUGUUGAAUCAAGUUUUAAACCAGGUGUUAAUGCAAUUAUGGGUCCUUCAGGUUCUGGUAAGACAACAUUGUUAAAUUUUUUAACUGGUAGAACAAGAUAUAGUACUAUUAAUGCCAGUGGCGAUGUGAUGUUGAACGAUAAAAGAAUACCAUUUAGUAUGUUAAAAUCAAUUACUACGUAUGUUGUUCAAGAUGAUAGUGUUUUAAUUCCAACUUUAACAGUUCGUGAAACUCUUUGGUAUCAAGCUAAAUUAAGAUUAGAUAAGUCUCAACAUCAAAAUAUUCCACAUGUUAUUAAUGAUCUUAUAAGAAAAAUGGGGUUGAGUGAUGUUGCAAAUAUUCCAAUUGGUGAUUCACAAGUUAAAGGUAUUUCAGGUGGUGAAAAAAGAAGAGUUUCAAUUGCAAUUCAAUUAUUAAAUAAUUCAAAGAUCUUAUUGUUGGAUGAACCAACCUCAGGUUUAGAUUCAUUUACAUCGAGUUCUAUUAUUUCAUUAUUAAAUGAAUUAGCUAUAAGUGAAAAAAAGACAAUAAUUUUAACAAUUCAUCAACCAAAAUAUGAAAUUUUCGAACAAUUUGAUAAUAUUUUACUAUUAUCUAAUGGAUCAGUUAUAUAUGAUGGUACACCAAAUGGAUUAAUUGAUCAUUUUGCUCAAAUGGGGUUCAAACCUGAUUAUAAAAUGAAUUUUGCAGAUUAUAUUUUGGAUGUAAUUUCUAAUAGAGGAUUUGGUGGUGAAGAUGUUUCACAAAAAAUGAUUAAUGGAUGGAAAUCACGUUCAAAUGCAAAUAUUAUAAGUACAAAUUCUAUCCCAUUAUCUGUUAAUUCUGAAAAAUCACAUGAUAAUCUUGAUGAAUUUAAACAAUUGAUUAAAACACCAAAUAGUUUUAAAGAUUCAUUUGGACCUGUCUUGGAAAGACAAUUUAAAGUAUUAAUGAGAUCUCCAGAUGUUCUUUGGUGUAGAUUAGCUCAAUUGAUUGGAUUAGGUGUUAUUCAUGCAUUAUAUUUUUCACCAUUGAAAAAUAAUUCAGAAUCAAUUAUGAAUAGAUUGGGUUUAAUUCAAGAAGUUUUAAAUUUAUAUUUCAUUGGGUUAAUUAAUUGUAUUACUGCAUUCCCAAUUCAAAAAGAGACAUUUUAUCAAGAGUUUGAAGAUAAUACAUAUAGUCCAUUAACAUUUAUGCUUUGUUAUUUAAUUAAUGAAAUACCAUUUGAGAUUGUUGGAUCAUUUAUUUUCACAAUUUUCAUUGUAUUAGUUAUUGGAUUACCAAGAACUGGUGGAAUGUUUUUCUCAAUGUUUUAUAUGUGUGUUUUAACAAUUAAUACUGGUGAAAGUGUUGGUAUGAUGUUUACUACAAUUUUUGAUCAUUUAGGAUUAGCUGUUAAUUUUGUUUCUAAUUUAUUAGUUAUUGGGAUUUUCAUGGGUGGUACAAUGUCAAUUAAUAUGCCAAUUUUAUUUAAAGCAUUUAAUUAUAUUAAUCCAUUAAAAUAUGCAGUUUUGGGGACUGCUAAAUUAGGAUUACAAGGACAAAAAUUUACAUGUUCAGAAGGAUCAGAAGGUAGUUCAUCAUGUUCAUUAAGUACAGGAGAACAAGUUAUGAAACAAUAUAAAUUGGAUAGUAAAUUAUUUACUAAUUUCAUUGCUAUUGCAGUUAUUGUUGUUGUAUAUAGAUUAGUCGCUCAUUUGAUUUUGGAGGUAAAGGUUAGAUAUUUAAGGAAAUAG
Messenger RNA from Hansenula ciferrii, 3921 nucleotides. RefSeq names its product Pleiotropic drug resistance protein. Gene Ontology annotation, molecular function: ABC-type transporter activity; ATP binding; ATP hydrolysis activity. The transcript has a single exon. Gene Ontology annotation, cellular component: membrane. The record is from RefSeq and is a predicted model, not a curated record. Lineage: Eukaryota; Fungi; Ascomycota; Saccharomycetes; Phaffomycetales; Wickerhamomycetaceae. The coding region runs from base 1 to 3921 and encodes 1306 amino acids.